GUUUGUUGAUGAAGAAAAAGUAAAAAAUAACUUAUAGGUAGGUACGUACUCUUCCUUCGUGCAUGCAGUUGCAGUGCAGUGCAUCAAGCAAUGUGCAAGAAAUAAAAGUGAAACUUUAAAUUGCAUUUCUAAAGCUAAAGCUUAGAAAAUUGAUAACAAAGAAUUGUAAAUCAAACAUGUUUGACAACUAUGGACAUAAUCAGGCGCAGGCGCCUCCCCCACAAACUUCUCAGAAAGUGCUGCGAUUUGACAAAAACUACAUCAAGACAUUGCCAGGGAUACUCAAGAUAGUAGAAUUGUCAUGCAACUUUAUAGGCUUCAUAUGCAUAAAAGCGUCAUGGGGAAUGUGGGUGUCUGCUAUCUUCUUCAACAUCCUGUACUGGGUGGGCAACAUCAUAACCUGCUUCAUCUUCAUCAUGUACCUGUUCCAUUUCGUGGAAAAGUAUGACCAGUGGCCAUGGCUCAAGCUGGAGUUCUUCUUCUGUUGUGCAAUGGUAUUAGCAUACAUAUGCUUCUCGAUUUUUGCAACCACGAUUGGUGAAGGCGUUGGAUAUGCUGUUGGGUUCUUCGGAUUCUGUGCCAUAAUAGCGUAUGGAAUUGACGGGUAUUUAAAAUACAAAGGGUGGAGGCGAGGGUUGCCACCACAGUGAGCGCCUUAACCUGAGUUAUUGACUUGUUGACUGUGUUUUUGUGUUAUAUAAGGCAAUCAAUUGAUGAAGCCUUGUGUUUGCAAGUGGUGUAUAAACCAAUUAGUAUAGGUAAUCGAACUUCGAUACUGAAAAUUGUAUCUUAAUCUUUUAUAAAUAUUCUACACUGUUUUGUAUAAUUUAGACCAUAAGAAAUCUUUGUUAUUUUAUGUAUAACUUAGUAACUUUGAACUGGCACUAAUGCGUGGUACAACCACAGGGCAGUUCUAACAACUGAAUUAGUAAAUAACAUUUAAUCUUUUUUUAUAUUUUUGCAUUUUGUAUAUAGUAACAGGCAAUAUAUUGAGCUUGGAUAUAGCAAAAUUGAGAUGAAUCUAAUUGAUAAUAAAAUUAUAUCAUGAACUAAAAUUUAGGAAUCUUUAAAAGCCUUUUAAUGGUUUUUAUACCUAAUGUGAAAAUUGUGAAAGCACAGAGAUAGCUAAAUUGUCAAGUAGACCUCCACUACUUACCCUGUGGGUAGCCAAUAUCUGGCAUGAUUUUUGAAUUACAUUUAUUCACAAUGUUAUAACUUGAUUAACUUUUAAAUUAACCACAUAUUUUAAUAGUUUCUCUAAGAGUGAGAUCUUGAUUGAUUCUAUUUACAUAUAUAAACUAUAAGUUUUAAUCUACUUAUUUAGGUUUUAAGAUAAUGUCAAUUUUAGCUAUUUAACUUUAAUAGCUAAUGAUUUCUAAGUCCAUAAAUCAUAAAACAGGAAAAAAGGGUCCAUUUAAUUUAAGCAUUUUUACACUACUAAGAGUGUCAUGUUUCAAGUACUAAACAGCACAUCAAGAUGUCCAAAACUAAUUCGGUUAUGAUAUGGUGUCGAUUGUACAAACAUUUAUUUAUACCGUAAUGUAUGCGUGUAAAGUUUACUAUAAAUUAAAUGUAUCAAGCCAAAUAGGGUGUCAAAAGUGCCUUAAAUGUACCUUACAAGAUCGUAUCGAUCGAUCAACAGUAAUUUUAGGUGAAUGUCAAAUAAAAUUACAUAUUGUUAGCGAAGAUGUUUUAAAAAUAUGUCUACUGAAUUUUAUCAAAAUGACAUUUAAAAAAUGGUUGCCUGUAAAGUCGGUUUUACGGGCGAAGAUUUGACAACGUGACAACGUCUUUUUACGCGCGCGGCAGACCGAUCAUAGUUGAGUGGGAGAGAGACGCAAGGCAUUCGGCGGGCCUCUCUCUCGUUCGGUGACUCAUCGUAACGUUACCGGGCGUUACACUUUUUCAUAAGUGACUCCCAGCCGCAAACUAAUUUAAGACGUUGUCACGUCAAAAAAGUAACGCGUUUUGUAACAUUUAUUUUUUUAUGAAAAUAACGUUUUGUAGAAUCUAUCUACUUAUCAUUAUUACUUUAUAAAUUUUAUACAAAAAGGUAAAUAUACAUUUUAAACAAAUCAAUAAAUUGUUUUCAAUAAAAGACAGUCAUACGA
Molecule: messenger RNA, 2111 nt
Organism: Plodia interpunctella (Indianmeal moth)
Lineage: Eukaryota; Metazoa; Arthropoda; Insecta; Lepidoptera; Pyralidae
Product: plasmolipin-like
Exons: 4
Coding region: 177-650 (157 amino acids)
Cellular component (GO): membrane
Source: RefSeq, a predicted model, not a curated record